Molecule: messenger RNA, 2802 nt
Organism: Rosa chinensis
Lineage: Eukaryota; Viridiplantae; Streptophyta; Magnoliopsida; Rosales; Rosaceae
Product: receptor like protein 22
Exons: 1
Coding region: 1-2802 (933 amino acids)
Molecular function (GO): protein binding
Source: RefSeq, a predicted model, not a curated record
AUGAAGACUGUUGCAAAUGGAGUGGUGUCACAUGUGAAAGGGGUCACUGGUCACGUGAGCGGCCUCAACCUUAGUUAUGGUGGGCUUCAAGGAAUACUUCACUCCAACAGCAGCUUAUUCUCUCUUGGCCAUCUCAAGAUGCUAGACCUAUCUUUCAAUGAUUUCAUGGGUUCUUCCAUUUUCAAGUUUGGUGGAUUUGUAAGUAUGACACACCUCCACCUCACUGAUUCCCACUUCACAGGCAAAAUCCCUUCCGAAAUCUCCCAGCUUUCCAAACUUGUUUCACUUGAGCUCUCCUCAUACUCUUCUAGGCCCUAUGAAAAAACAACAAUAGACAUGCUUACCAUGAAAGGAAUUGCUCAGAACCUCACCAGCCUUAGAGUGCUUUCUCUCCAGUUUGUCGACAUGUCUUCAGUUGUACCUGAUUCCUUCCUGAAUUUGUCUUCUUCCUUGACUUCGCUUUGGCUCUCAUUUUGUAACUUGCGUGGUAAGUUCCCAGAGACUGUUUUCCACCUACCCAACCUUGAAGAACUUAAAUUGUUUGGAAACACUAAUCUCACAGGUUAUACCCCCAAAUCUAAUUGGAGUAGUCCACUGAACUACUUGGGGCUCUCUGAGACUAAAAUCUCAAUAGAUCUGCAUUUCUUGACAAGUAGUUUGAAAUCUUUGAGGUAUUUGUAUCUUCAGAAGUGCAAUUUCGCAGGAUCGCGCUUGCAUCUUGAAUUGUCUGAUAACCUCACACAACUCAUGUCUCUGGAUCUCUCUGGGAAUAGUUUUGGUGGCCAGAUACCAUGGUCACUUUUAAACCUUGAGCAUCUCCAUUACUUGGAUCUUUCCAGCAACAUAUUUGUGGGACUUCCAGAAAUUCAUGGUAAUUCCACAAAAGCAUCUUCAACUUUACAUGAUUCUUCAAAGAAACAACUUGUUGGUGGUUCUAUUCCUAUGGGUUUGACCUUUCUCAGUUUGUAUAACAACUUGCUUAGCGGAACAAUACCAUCUUUGGUAUAUUCUUUGCCAUCUUUGGAAUAUUUGCACCUCGGCAACAACGAAUUCACUGGUAAUAUCAAAGAUUUCCAAUCUCUUUCCUUGUCAUAUCUUUAUUUAAAUAAUAACAAGCUGCAUGGCAUGAUUCCGAGUUCGAUCUAUGGACUUGUGAAACUUAGCGAUCUUUAUAUAGCCUCAAACAAUUUGAGUGGCGUUGUGAAGUUUGAAAAGUUUCAAAAUCUCCAAAGUCUCAUCCAUCUUGAUCUUUCCUACAAUCGUCUAACGGUGAGUUUUCAGAACUUCAGUAAUUAUACGUUGCCCAAACUUUCAUCACUGCACAUGUCUGGUUGCAAAAUAACUCAGUUUCCACACUUCCUGAGAACCUCAACCCAAUUAAGAUCCCUAGAUCUUUCCAAUAACCAGAUUCAAGGCAACGUUCCAACAUGGGUGUUGGACGUGGGGAGAAAUUCAUUGUCAUACUUCAAUCUUUCUCACAAUUUCUUGACGGGUACUAUAGAACAAUUUCUGUGGAAGAACAUAGAAGUUGUUGAUCUUAGUUCCAAUUUGUUGGAAGGAAAACUUCCUAUCCCAUCACCUUCAACAAACUUCUUUUUCAUGUGGAACAAUCAAUUGACUGGAGCAUUGCCAUCCUCCAUUUGCAACCUGACUUCUGUCGAAGUAAUUGAUUUAUCUAAUAAUGGCUUGAGCGACAGGAUUCCUCAAUGUAUAGGGAAUUUCAGUCAAGAUCUCUCAGUUUUGGAUUUGCAUAUGAAUCAAUUUCGUGGCAAGAUCCCUUCAAUAUUCCCCAAGGGAAACAUCUUGAGGAAUCUUAACAUUCAUGGAAAUCAGUUGGAAGGGACUCUGCCACAGUCUCUAGUCAAUUGCAGAAAGAUGGAAGUUCUAGACUUGGGAGACAACAAGAUAAACGAUACUUUUCCGAAUUGGUUGGAGUCUCUUCCGGAGUUACAGGUUCUCAUCUUGAGAUCUAACAGACUGUAUGGUCCAAUUGGCAGUCCAGAAACAAGUUUUCCCUUCCGAAAGCUGCGAAUCAUUGACCUCUCCUUCAAUCAGUUUGGUGGUCCUCUGCCAACAAAGUACUUUCAGAAAUUGGUGGCUAUGAAAAGCGUGCAAGAUGAUGAACUGAAAUACAUGGGAGAAUUGUAUUACACAGACAAAGUCACAGUGGUAAUGAAAGGCUUGUAUUUUGAGCUGAUCAAAAUACAAACCAUGUUCACAACCAUUGAUUUUUCAAACAAUGUUUUCACAGGGAAGAUUCCGGCGGUGAUCGGCGAGCUCAAAUCAUUGAAGGGGCUUAAUUUCUCUAGUAACAAGCUUAAAGGUCCAAUUCCAUCCGCCUUCUGUAACUUGACUAAUAUGGAAUGGCUGGACAUCUCCUCAAACAUGCUUUCUGGUGAGAUUCCAUGGCAACUAGCCGAUUUGACGUCGCUUGCUAAGUUAAACCUAUCUGGAAACCAGUUGGUUGGACCAAUACCUAGUGGCAAUCAGUUUGAUACAUUUGAAAAUGAUUCAUACAGUGGAAAUUCAGGCUUGUGUGGAUAUCCACUGUCUAAGACAUGUAUCAACGACGAAGCACCUCAACCACCAUUGUUUGACCAGCAAGACGGUGAUUUGAAUGGAUUUGAUUGGAAAAUAGUAUGGAUGGGUUAUGGAUGUGGAAUGGUAAUUGGAUUGUCUGUGGGAUAUAUUGUUCUUUCUGUUGGGAAAGUUGAUCGGCGGGUAAGGGUCAUGGGAAGAGAAAUAAGAAGCAGAAUCGUGAGAAGGGCCAAGAAGGCUAGUGUUGGAACUAGAAAGUGGUGA